This is a messenger RNA of Penicillium arizonense, 699 nucleotides long. RefSeq lists its product as uncharacterized. The record is from RefSeq and is a predicted model, not a curated record. The transcript has 5 exons. Lineage: Eukaryota; Fungi; Ascomycota; Eurotiomycetes; Eurotiales; Aspergillaceae. The coding region runs from base 1 to 699 and encodes 232 amino acids.
AUGCCUACCACCAUCCUGAUCACGGGUGGAAACCGCGCGACGGUCCGCGACCUAUCCAACUCCGAGUCUCUGUCUGCUCUUCCUAAGGCCUCGGGAUCUAGCCUGUUAAUCGUCAAGCUUGAGAUAACGUCUGCAGACUCUAUAGCCGCCGCUAUAGAAACGUUGAAGAGGCACAACAUUGGUGCUCUCGACAUUGUCAUUGCAAAUGCUGGCAUCUCUGGGCCGACCAUCAGUCUGGUUGAAGCAUCCGUCGUUGAGCUCCAAAAGUACAUUGACGUGAACGCAUAUGGCCCGUUCGAGCUAUUCAAAGCUGUGCUCUCUCUUUUACGCUCUUCCAGUGCGGAGAACAAAGCGAAAUUUGUCUUGAUCUCGAGCGCCGGCGGAAGUUUGACGGCCAUGUACAACUUCAUGCCUAUCCCCGCGUACGGAGCGAGCAAGGCUCUAGCUAAUUUCCUUUUCAAAUGGCUGGCGCUAGACAAUAAGGAUGUGAUCAUUUGGGCACAAAAUCCCGGAAAUGUGGACACUGAUAUGGCUCGGGAUGGUCUCGAGCUCUCAAAGAGUUUAGGGUUCGAUCUAUCUUCAGUGUCCUUUGCCCCUCCCGAAGAAAGUGCGCGUGCAAUAAAGAAAGUGAUUGAUGGUGCGACUGCGAAGAUGAGCGGGAAGUUCCUCGACCAUGAUGGCUCUGAGUUGGCAUGGUAG